This is a messenger RNA of Lodderomyces margitis, 654 nucleotides long. Its product is annotated as L-methionine (R)-S-oxide reductase. The coding region runs from base 1 to 654 and encodes 217 amino acids. Gene Ontology annotation, molecular function: L-methionine (R)-S-oxide reductase activity; protein binding. The transcript has a single exon. The record is from RefSeq and is a predicted model, not a curated record. NCBI's taxonomy places the organism in Eukaryota, Fungi, Ascomycota, Pichiomycetes, Serinales, Debaryomycetaceae. Gene Ontology annotation, cellular component: cytosol.
AUGGUUCAUCACGCCGACUACACCAACUUCUCGAGCUCCACAAGCACCAGUGCCACUUCUGAAACCAAGCGAGAAACUCUUCAACAACUUCUCGAUGCCUAUACUGCCCUCGAAACGCCGUACUUGAUUUCCAAUUUAUCCAAUUGUGCAUCUCUUUUAUGGCACGCAUACCAUUCACUAGGCAUCAAUGUCAACUGGACUGGGUUUUACACUAGUGAAAACUACCACCAAAUCAACCACACCAGUCAGCACAAGACCAACAGCAACAGCAACAGCAACAAUAGCACUAACUCUUCUACCACACCCGAACUACUCCUAGGUCCAUUCCAAGGCAAAGUCGCCUGCCAAUCGAUCAAAUGGGGCCAAGGUGUGUGUGGAACCGCAGCUGCCACUGCCCAGAGUCAAGUCGUAUCUGAUAUAAAUAAAUUCCCCGGCCAUAUUGCGUGUGACGGCGAGACCAAAUCGGAAAUUGUCGUGCCAAUUAUACUUCACCAUCAACGGCAAACAGAUAAUGGCAACAACAAGGGUACUGACGAUGGCGAUACAGUGGUGGGAGUUAUUGAUUUGGAUUGUUUGGAUCUUGCUGGGUUUGAUGAGACUGAUCGCGAGUAUUUAGAACAAUUGGCAGCCUUACUAAGCAAGAGCUUCUUGUAA